This is a messenger RNA of Eucalyptus grandis, 2925 nucleotides long. Its product is annotated as protein UPSTREAM OF FLC. Lineage: Eukaryota; Viridiplantae; Streptophyta; Magnoliopsida; Myrtales; Myrtaceae. The transcript is spliced from 6 exons. Bases 844 to 2418 code for a protein of 524 amino acids. The record is from RefSeq and is a predicted model, not a curated record.
GAGGAGGAGAAAAAGCGCCUAAAGCUACCAGAUCUAAACAACCCGUUAAUAAAGCUAGAAAGGCAAAACACCGACGUGACAACUUUCAAAAAGAUCGGCAACGAACGGAACGGAAGGGAAGCUUAAAGGCCGAGAGAGCUCAGUUCUCAGCUCCUUUUGUAAAGAGCCGCCCAGCCAGUCCAGUCCAGUCCGCGCGACCUGCCAAAAGCGCACCAGAAAAUAAGGGGGGAAGCUUCACGUUCUCCCUCCCUUUCGUCCCGUCUCGUCCUUCACCCGUCGCUUUCCCUCCCUUCCUCUCUCUCUCUCUCUCUUUUUCUCUCCGUGAAGCUGAAGAAGCGCUCUUCGGGAGGAGGGAGGAGAGAAACGACGACGCGGAAUCCCGAUCGGUUCCGCGGGCGCGGCGCGGCACAUGGCGACGCCGCAUUGAAUGCGGGCGACAGUCCCCCCCAGCAUCGCGUCUCCACGCAUUUUGCUCCCGCUUCGCCUCCGCCCCUCCUCUCCGUUAGAACAGUAAUCGGCUACGGCGGCGGCGACGGCGACGUCCAUGUCGCGGCGGCUCCUCCUCCGGAUUCCCGUUCUGCCGUCCUACUCCUCCGCCGGAGCGUCCGGAUCCGUGUCCACUUCCGGUCAACGCCCCCCGGCAGCCGUGAUUCGGUAGUCGGAUACGCUGAUCGGGAGGGUCGGGCGUCGGAGUCGGUUUUCGCUCUUCCGGAAUCUGCGGUUUUCCGUUGGAGAGCUCGACUGAGCUCGGCUGCCGGCCGGCUCGGAGCCGGAGGUGCGGAGUUGGUUUUUUGGCCGGUUUCGGGGCGCGCUAGGGUUGGGUUUUGAUUGCGGGGGUGAGGAAUGGAGGCGAGGAUGAAGAAGUAUCGGCAAGUGAGCCCGGAGAGGGCGAAGGUGUGGACGGAGAAGUCGCCCAAGUACAUCCAGAACAGGAAGGUGCCCGUCGUUUACUAUCUCUGCCGGAAUCGCCAGCUCGAGCACCCUCAUUUCAUCGAGGUGCCUGUCGCUUCGCCGGAAGGGCUCUAUCUGCGAGAUGUGAUUGAUCGGCUGAAUGUUCUUCGAGGCAGAGGAAUGGCGUCUAUGUAUUCAUGGUCUUCCAAGAGAAGCUACAAAAAUGGUUUCGUUUGGCAUGAUCUCUGCGAAGAUGACUUGAUCCUUCCAUCUAAUGGAAAUGAAUACGUCCUCAAAGGCUCGGAGCUUUUUGAUGAAUCUAAUUCAGAUCGUUUCAGUCCUGUCGUGAAUGUCGGCGUGAGGAAUUUGAAGCAAUUGCCAGCUCCACCUUCUUCUAGAAGUCAAGAUGAUUCAUCGUCAUCUUCAAGCUUGAAUGGAAAAGAAGCAAAACACUCUCAAGAGGAUGAACAUUCUUCUCCAGUUCAUCACACCGAUUCCACUGACGUUUCACCACAGUCAACAAAUGGAAAAGGCUCUGGUUGGAAUGGGUCUUUGAGCUUGACGGAGUACAAGGUGUAUAAGAAUGAGGGUUUAGCUGAUGCAUCAACUCAGACUGAAGAAGAUGUAAGCAGAGGUCAAACCAGAGAAACUUGUACUAGAGGAGUCUCUACUGAUGAUGGCUCGACUGAACGUGAAUGCAACGAUAGUUGCCAAACCAAGACCUCAUGCUCGAAGGAGACCUCUGAGAUUUCUAGUGAUGCAGUUUCCCCUCCGCCCACAUCGUCUAGUGCUUCUUCAUCGGGUGGAAAGACUGAAACUCUGGAAUCAUUGAUUAGAGCUGAUGCUAGCAAGAUGAACAGUUUUAGAAUUCUUGAAGAGGAAGAGAUCCGAAUGCCAACCAAUGCAAGGCUUAAAGCUACCAACAUGUUGAUGCAAUUAAUCUCGUGUGGAUCAAUAUCAGUGAAAGAUAACAGUUUUGGCUUAAUCCCAACUUACAGGCCCAGAUUUUCCCAUUCAAAAUUUCCAUCUCCUUUGUUUUCUACAUCAUUGAUGAUGGGGGAGCUCGAUUGCUUAUCAGAAAAUCCACGGUUGAUGGGCAUUAGGCUGGAAGAUAAGGAGUAUUUCAGUGGGAGCUUGAUAGAGACCAAGUUUCUCCGGGAGGAUGGAGAUGGACUUAGCUCUCUGAAGCGUUCCUCUUCCUACAAUGCUGGCCGGUCUGAUAAGCCAUUAGAUUCGGCUGGGGAAAGUGAGAAUGGACGGUCAAAAUGCAUACCCCUAUUGAUUAAAGCUUCAAUAGCUAAACAACCUCGAAGUGAGUCUAUGAGAUCCCCUCUCUCUGAUAAAGCAAGAAUUUCUUCAGACAGAGCAGAGAGCUCCAGAGCAUUAUUUGCCAACUCAUCGAAUGGUAACAGUAGAAGAAUCACUGAGCCUUCCCCAGAGAGCAACCCGUCAAAGAGAGACUCCGCCCUGGAGGAUGAGCAAGUGAUAAAAAUUGAAGAAAGCUUGCUUCAGGAGCUCGGGUUAUAAUCCAAUCUAAAGCACCUUCCCACAUCGAAGUUGGCAGCUGUUAAAGAGACUUAUAAAUCAUCAAAAGGUAAGAUGCACCGAUUCCACGUCGUCUCUGCUUGUGGGUGAAGCAUGUGAAACUUUUGGAAAAGCUUCAUUUGAAUUUUGAAUGCUACCCGAAUUGAGUUGGCGGGCCCUCUUGAUGAUACUCCAUACAUCUGGAAAGUUGAGAAAAAAGAGGAGAGAAGAAAAGGUUUCUUGUGUAGUGGGGGGACAAGCUCUGGUGAUGUUGAGCGAAUUUUUGGGUUCAGCUUUAUAGAAAGUGGAUCUCUCUCUUUAUGGCAUUUCCUCAGUUGCGGUGCUUCCACAGUGCUGCAUCACCUCCUAGGACUGUUCCUCCCUGCAAAUCCAAUGAGAACCAACUGUUUUGUCUUGAGACUCUUACACAACAAAAGCAAAUACAUCGUUUACUGUUCUGUGCAUGGAUGGAGAUGUUUACAUAUUAAAUGCAUCAUUGGAUGUUUUGUG